This is a messenger RNA of Lentinula edodes (shiitake mushroom), 951 nucleotides long. RefSeq names its product alpha/beta-hydrolase. NCBI's taxonomy places the organism in Eukaryota, Fungi, Basidiomycota, Agaricomycetes, Agaricales, Omphalotaceae. Bases 1 to 951 code for a protein of 316 amino acids. The transcript has 7 exons. Gene Ontology annotation, biological process: lipid metabolic process. The record is from RefSeq and is a predicted model, not a curated record.
AUGUCUUUCCGUGACUAUACUCCGAUCUUGAAGCUGGUCUUCGUUUCCAUUUUUCUUGCACGUUUUACAGCUGCGUUCCCGCUUGUACAUCAUUCUCAUCCCUUGUCUACCGACCCAACAACUGAAGUAAAUUCGGAUUUUGUUUCUGCGAAUCUCUUGAGACCGGCGCUAUUCACCCGUGCGAUAUAUUGUGGUGAAGAUCAAGUGACAAAAUGGGUGUGCGAACCUUGUAAAGCUCUUGGGUCGGACAUCCAUGUAAUCAAGUGGGGAGGAGACAAUAAUGCAGUUCCGAACUAUAUCAUUGCACACGACAAUUCAACAAACACUAUCGUCGUUGCCCAUAGGGGAACCAACACGAAAAGUCUUCUAUCAAUAUUGGAUGAUGUGGAGAUCAAGCAUGUCGACUUGGACAAGUCCAUAUUCAAGCAACAAGAAAAGAUCAGAAUACAUUAUGGCUUCCAAAAUACCUUCAAACACACAUCUAGUGAUAUUCUUGCUGAGGUCAAGGAAGCGUUGGCGGAAUACAAAUCCCAAUCACUUCUAAUUGCCGGGCAUUCACUAGGUGCGACCAUUGCAACUCUUGAUGCUGUCAUGCUGCAUGAGCAGCUUGACUCUUCGGUCAAAAAAACGGUCGUUGUGUUUGGAUUACCGCGCAUGGGGAACGAACACUGGGCUAAUUAUGUCGACUCGACGAUCGGUCCUGGAUUUUAUCGAGUCACAGAUCGUAAGGACCCAGUGGUCGAUCUACCGCCUCAUCUGCUGGACUAUUACCAUCCUUCCGGGGAAAUACAUAUCGAGGAUGUUAAUACAGCAGGGCAAGCAACGAAGGUGGUCAAAUGUCCCGGACAAGAAAACAAGCACUGCUCUGCCGGAAAUUCGGUGUUCCAUGAUGCGAUACUCAAUCAUCGAGGUCCCUACUUCGAAAAUAUCUCAUUUAGCUGUAAGAAGUAG